CUCCGGACUCGCUUUCCCAGCGUUCCCUGCGGGGCAAAGAGGAAGAGGAUUGAGCGGGAAGUGUGACGUCAUCGCGUCACUUCCGCUUCCGCCUUUCGGCGCUUCCUGCCCGGCGGCUCCGCGCGCGCGGCGAGUUCGGCUGCCCCGCCCCCCCUGUCGCGAUCAUGUCGCGAUUCUUCACCACCGGCUCCGACUCCGAGUCGGAAUCGUCGGCGUCGGGAGAGGAGAGCGCCCCCAAAACCGCGGGGGGGCCUACAGCAAGUGGGCCGCUGCUGCUGAGCGAGGAUGAGGAGGACACGAAACGCGUGGUGAGGAGCGCCCGCGACAAGAGGUACGAGGAGCUCACCAACCUGAUCCGCUCCAUCCGCAACGCCAUGAAGAUCCGCGACGUCAGCCGCUGCCUCGAGGAAUUUGAGCUGCUGGGCCGGGCCUGGGCCAAGGCCAAGGGCGUGGUGGAUCGGGAUGGGGUCCCCAGGUUCUACCUGCGCAUCCUGGCCGACCUGGAGGAUUACCUGAACGAGCUCUGGGAGGACAAGGAGGGGAAGAAGAAAAUGAACAAAAACAACGCCAAGGCCUUGAGCUCCCUGAGACAAAAACUGCGGAAAUACAACCGGGACUACGAGGGGCAGAUCGCAGCCUACAGACAGAACCCGGAGCAGUCGGACGAGGAUGAGGAGAAAAGCCGGAGAGACUCGGAAGGUUCUGCCUCAUCCUCGGGGGCCGAGGACGAUCCCGGGAAUUUCCUGAAGCGCCGGGACCGGGACGAGCCCCGGAGCCGCUACAAAGAGGAGGAGUCGGAAUCGGAGUCGGAGUCAGACGAGGAUUGGGGGGAUUCGGCCUCGGAGUCGGACUCGGAGUCGGACGAAGACGACGGAAAAUUCACCUCCCUGGCCUCGAAAUUCCUGAAAAAGGACGAGGAGCGGCGCGGGGCCGAGCGGCGCCGAGAGGAAAAGGCCAAGAAGAAGCUGGAGAGGAAGAGCCGGCGCGAGGAGGAGGAGGAGGAGGAGGAAGGAGGGGAGUGGGAGAAGGUCAAGGGCGGCGUCCCCCUCAUCAAGGAGAAGCCCAAGAUGUUCGCGAAGGGCACCGAGAUCACCGUGGGGCUCGUGGUGAAGAAACUCAACGAGAUCCUGCAGGCCCGCGGCAAGAAGGGCACGGACAGGGCGGCGCAGAUCGAGCUGCUGCAGCACCUGGUGGCCGUGGCCCACGAGCACAACCUGGGGGUGCCCCUGGAGCUGAAAAUCAAAUUCAACAUCGUGGCCUCGCUCUACGACUACAACCCCAACCUGGCCGCCUACAUGAAGCCCGAGCUGUGGCAGAAGUGCCUGGGCUGCAUCGAGGAGCUGCUGGAGCUGCUUUUCGCCCACCCCGAAAUUUUCGUCGGCGAAAACGUCCUGGAGGAGUCCGAGAACCUGAGCAACCCCGAGCAGCCCUUCCGUGUCCGCGGCUGCGUCCUGACCCUGGUGGAGCGAAUGGACGAGGAGUUCACCAAGAUCAUGCAGAACACGGACCCACACUCGCAAGAGUACGUGGAGCACCUGAAGGACGAGGGCCGCGUCUGCGCCAUCAUCGCGCGGCUGCAGCGUUACCUGCAGGGCAAGGGCAGCCCCGAGGAGCUGUGCCGCGUUUACCUGCGCCGCGUCCUCCACACCUACUACAAGUUCGACUACGGCGCCGCCCGCAGGAAGGGCGGGGCCGGGCAGGUGAAGGAGGAGGAGGAGGGGCAGGAGAAGGAGGACGGGCAGGUGAAGGAGGAGGGGCAGGUGAAGGAGGAGGAGGAAGAGGAGGAGGACUCGGAGGCGCUGAUGGAGAGGUUGUGCAGGUUCGUGUACGCCAAGGACCGCACAGACCGGAUCCGCACCUGCGCCAUCCUGUGCCACAUUUACCACCACGCCCUGCACAGCCGCUGGUACCGCGCCCGCGACCUGAUGCUGAUGUCACACCUGCAGGACAACAUCCAGCACGCUGACCCACCUGUGCAGAUCCUGUACAACCGCACCAUGGUCCAGCUGGGGAUCUGCGCCUUCCGGCAGGGUCUGAUCAAGGACGCUCACAACGCCCUCCUGGACAUCCAGUCCUCGGGCCGGGCCAAGGAGCUGCUGGGCCAGGGGCUGCUCCUGCGCAGCCUCCAGGAGCGCAACGCCGAGCAGGAGAAGGUGGAGAAGCGCCGCCAGGUGCCCUUCCACAUGCACGUCAACCUGGAGCUCCUCGAGUGCGUCUACCUGGUGGCGGCCAUGCUGCUGGAGAUCCCCUACAUGGCGGCGCACGAGUUCGACGCCCGCCGCAGGAUGAUCAGCAAGCAGUUCCACCACCAGCUGAGGGUGGGGGAGAGGCAGCCGCUGCUGGGGCCCCCCGAGUCCAUGCGGGAGCACGUGGUGGCCGCGUCCAAGGCGAUGAAGACGGGGGACUGGCGCCGCUGCCAUCGCUUCGUGGUCAACGAGAAAAUGAACGGCAAAGUCUGGGACCUGUUCCCCGAGGCCGAGCAGGUGCGCGCCAUGCUGGUCAGGAAGAUCCAGGAGGAAUCCCUCCGCACGUACCUGUUCACCUACAGCAGCGUCUACGACUCCAUCAGCAUGGAGACGCUGGCGGCCAUGUUUGAGCUGGACCUGCCCACGGUGCACGGAAUCAUCAGCAAAAUGAUCAUCAACGAGGAGCUGAUGGCCUCGCUGGACCAGCCCACGGCCACGGUGAUGAUGCACCGCACCGAGCCCACGGCCACGCAGAACCUGGCGCUGCAGCUGGCGGAGAAACUCGGCAACCUGGUGGAGAACAACGAGCGCGUGCUGGACCAGCGGCAGGGAGCCUACGGAGGCUACUUCAGAGAUCAGAAAGAUGGCGGAUACCGCAAAGGUGACGGUUACCUGCGGCGCGGCGGCUUCCGGCAGGAGCGCGGCAACUACUGAGGCUCACCUGCGCCACGGCGGGACCCUCACCUGUCCAGGGACCCCCUCAC
Messenger RNA from Poecile atricapillus (Black-capped chickadee), 2950 nucleotides. RefSeq names its product eukaryotic translation initiation factor 3 subunit C like (gene EIF3CL). The record is from RefSeq and is a predicted model, not a curated record. Lineage: Eukaryota; Metazoa; Chordata; Aves; Passeriformes; Paridae. Gene Ontology annotation, molecular function: translation initiation factor binding; RNA binding; translation initiation factor activity. Gene Ontology annotation, biological process: translational initiation. Gene Ontology annotation, cellular component: eukaryotic translation initiation factor 3 complex.